AUGAACCACCUCGCCCGCCACCACCCUCUAACGAGACCGCGGCUAGCACGGCUACAGCUGGCGGAGAAGACGAUGAGAAGGUGGAGUUCGAGCUUGGCACGCUUAACACCUUCCUCGAGUAUCGCCAGGUUUUCACAGCGCAAACAGCGCAGCCGCAGCAUGCCAAAAAGCAUGCGACCUUGCAGAGACGAGACCGUCAUUCCUGCGGCGGCAGGCAACAUGGAGGAGACUUCUGGCGACAAGGUUAGUCGUGUUCAAGAACUUCCGCCCCUGGAUGACAGGUUCGAGCCUUUUCUAACCCCGGAGAUGGUUUCGGCAGAACGGCGCUGGAAGCGCGAAGUUAUUGGGCUUCUGGCGUGGCGUAAGGAUGGUGCAUGGCUGAACUUGCGCUUGCAUCGGUACCUCAUGCAAGUCAUUGCACCCUCGGGUGCAGAGUCGACCUUUGUGAGCCGUUUGCCUGAAGCACCAGAACAGGUUGUCUACCCAAGACAGGAAUCACAAGCCAGUUUCAUUGAAAGCAAUGCUUGGGUCCAGAAAGCUCUGCAGCACGGUCGAGGGGCGUGCAUUCUUGCCCCAUCUUGGCCCUUGGAAGACAGUGGCUUCGUGGCCAUGGGCCCAUUGAUCCCAGGAGCCACUAUACCCUCCCACAUCUCUCAUCCGCGAUGCGAGAAACGGCUGCGGCCGCGGAAUUUGCAACCACGGAGAGCUGCGAAAUACGUUUUCCCGAAGUCUGUAGAGCUGGCGCAGUUCGUCGCAAUCUGCAAGAUCUACCAGACGCGGCAGCUGACCGGACAGCAGACUAGGUUGCCCCGGGAGGAAGGGGGAGCCAUGGGCAGGCUGCUGGUGAAGAGGCGAAGAGAGGAGGUCACGUCGACCUUGAAGGCGCGAAGGACGGAAAGCGUGGCUCGCGAGGCUUUGGUUUUGGAUUCCUCGGAGUCGGAGGAUGUCCUUGUGGAGAAGGUUGAGGCCCAAGUUGAGCCCGAGCUCGAGCUCGACUGGUCACAGCUCGGGGACCACGUCGAAGAUCUACUUUGCGGCCAUGGGGCCGCCAAGCAAGCCUCUCGCUUCCUGCCGGGGUGUCCUUGGUGUGAACGUCGCGGACAAGGCAGCCUAGAGGCCAUUUCACUUCUGCAUCCACACCCUGCUCUGCCUCUGUCACCUGGACCCGCCUCCCAGCUGUCGGAGGAGGAAUUUUCCAAAGAGGGCUUGCGUCUUCCCCCGCCGGUCAGCCUGGAUGAGCUCCGGAAGCGCUGUGCGCAUUUCCGGCAAAGUGGAUCGUCCAGGCACCUUUGUUCGGACUUGUGCUACUUCCGCGAUUACGAGCCUGCGCGCCAGCUUCGGGCGUUUCAGGACCGAGCCGAAGCUGCACCGGCCCUGCUGCCACCAGGCCGUCUGGCUGGCCUCAGCGCGAGGCUGGCGCUCUCGCAGCAACCGCCAUAUUGGUGUGUCGUUUUCCACGCAGCUUCUGGCGCCGUGCUUGGCCAAAGUCGCCAGGCAUGGAAGAUUUUACAGUCCAGCAGUGCCUCAACAGAGGCACCUGCCCAUGAUUGGCGCUUCCGCUGGAGCCAGGGGGUGCACCAAAGUACUUCCAAAGCACUUCAAAGGCAAGUCUUCGAGAGUCCUUUUGGACUGGUGGAGGAGCUGCUGGCAGACAACGCCUGGCAGCUGCUGGCUACCUGUGUCUUACUCAACAAAACGGGCCGGCUUGCGGUGGACCGAGUUCUGCCGGAGUUCUUGAGUAUUUGCCCAGGCCCACAUGAACUUUUGGCCACAGCGCCUGAUGUUCUACACAGGAUUUUUCUUCCACUUGGCCUUCACCGAAAGCGGGCUCGGAUGCUUCGUCGCUUCAGUACAGAAUUCCUGGAGGCGCAAAAAGAAGCAGACGGCAACAUAGCCUUGGAGCAUGUGCGAAGGUUUCACGGCGUAGGCAAAUAUGCCAGUGAUGCCUACGAAAUCUUCAUCCUGAAGCGCAUUUCCACGGUGCAGCCCACAGAUUCGUACUUGCGAUGGUACAGCAGCACUCUGCGAUGUCAGCUCCGUGAGCACGGAUAUAACGAUUUGGACGAGGGCUUCAGUCUUUUCUCGAGACAGCAUGAGCUCCGCCCGGACAGCUCUCCGCAGAAGCAGCCGCGACCGGUGAAGUCCUACACGGAGGCUCUGCAGCUGGAGAGGUCCCGGGAAGGGACGUGGCAGGCAUCUCCCAAGACAUCCUUCGACUGGGCUUCACCGAUCCCACGGCGGCGACCUUCUGUGGUCUCCGUUGAUGGGCCUGUCGACUUCGACAUUGUGAUAGACAUUGACGAUGGCGGUAAGGCCGAGCCCCGAACUCAGACCAUUGACACGGACAUCCCGGCCAACCGGGUUGGAGCCCAAAAUCGUGAACGCAGCAGGUUCGAAAAGGAAAUGUUGCUGGCAUCUCCUGGCCGACUUCCGCCACCUCUGACAGCAGAUCAACGAGAGGAAGCCAUCCGGCAGUUACUGCCCACUGCCACGUUCCAGAUGUUGGCAAAGGUGCCGAAGAAGCUGCUGACACAGGCCGAUGAGUCGGCCAAAAAGCUGAGAAGGCAGCUGAUGCGAGGAGCCACCGUGGUUUUCGUCACCGCCGGCCUGCCUGGAAAGAGGUUCACUUUUGAGAUCGCAGCAUCCCUGGGCAUCAAGCCAGUGAUCCUCGAACACCCCGACUCUUGGAGCAGGAGCCUCGUCGACGAGGGCCUUGCGGCAAAGUUUAUCCCGGUCGACAUGACGCAGCCUUCGGAGGAUAUCUUCAGUCAGGCGCUAGAGGAGAUCAAAAACCUCGGCGAGGACGGUCUGACAGGGACAGCAGAUGGCAUUGCCACCUUCGUGGAGCUCUCGGUGCCCCUGGCCGCACGCCUUGCAGAGGCGCUGGGCCUGCCAGGCCUGAGGCCGGCAGCCGUCGAUUCAGCGAGAAAUAAGCACGCCACACGAGCUUGCUUGAAGACAGCUGGGCUGCCCACCCCAAGGAAUUUUCUCAUUGAUGAUAAGUCGAAGCUCAAGGAGGCUGGCACAACCGUUGGGUUUCCUGCCGUGUUGAAACCUGUGUCCGGUGCUGCUUCUCUUGGAGUAAAGAAGGUAACAAACUCCGCGGAGAUGGAGAAGUGUUACAAGGAGAUUGUGGACGAAUUGUCUACGUUGGUCGUCUCUUCAGGAGCGCUGGUGCAAGGCAGCCCUGACAACGCUGGGCUCAACGCGCAGGAGUCGGGCGUCGACCUGACCGUGUUGAUGGAGCAGUUCCUGGACGGUCCAGAGGUCGACGUGGAUGUCGUGAUGUCGGAAGGUGAGUAUGUCUAUGCUUGUGUUGCAGACAACGGCCCGACGCUGGAGCCGUAUUUCAACGAGACCUGGGCAUGCUGCCCCUCCCUCCUGCCCAAGGACCAACAGGUGGCACUGAGAGACCUGGGUGUGCAAUGCAUCAAAGCUCUUGGAUUUACCUGUGGAGUCUUCCAUGUGGAGUUGAAGUACACCUCCCAUGGCCCACAGCUGAUCGAGGUCAAUGCUCGAAUGGGAGGAGGACAGGUUCACGAAUGCAAUCGCUUGACCUGGGGCGUUGACCUGGUAGAGGAAACGAUGCUUGUUUCACUGGGAAUCCCAUCCCGGCCUUGCGUUCCGCGAGAGCCCGUAUCUGGCACGGCCUACUGCUACGUAAAUGCAAUGAAGUCCGGCACCGUCACCGACAUCAGUAAACUGGAGGAGCUCCGAAAGCGAGACAACGUCGUGUGGGCCAAGCCGCUGACACGCGUGGGCGCUCAGGCAGUGGGUCCCGCAGAUGGACUGCCAACAUGGUUGUGUGACCUCUUCGUGCAAGGCAAGACAGCGAAGGAAGCACUGGCUUACCUGCAGGCUAUAGAGAAGGAGAACCCUGUGCUCGUAGCAUGA
This is a messenger RNA of Symbiodinium necroappetens, 3894 nucleotides long. Lineage: Eukaryota; Dinophyceae; Suessiales; Symbiodiniaceae. The record is from the annotation of a GenBank genome assembly.